AUGUCAGAGACAGCAGCAGAGGAAAGAACUGAGAAACAGAUAUUCAUCAGCAGCAUCAGCAAUCUGCUUGCCAAUCCAACAGAGAAAACAAUGGGGGAGGUGAAAAAGAUGACAAAGAUACUUCUGAAAAAGAAGGAGAAGGGCACGCCGCGGCUUGUUGUGCUGGCGCUUGCCAAAGUGUUCUUCAACCUUCUUCCGUCGUACAACAUUAGAACAGCUGACCACAAGUACAACUCGUCCUCCAAAAUAACAAACUACGAGUACAUUCUCAUGCAGGAGUGGCAGGCCUAUCUAAAGAUGAUCACGCGGUCAAAGACCGAAGAGUCGUUUGAGGCUGCAGCCAUCCUUCUUCCGCAGGCUAUUCUCUUCAACAAAAGCAUGAAGCUCGUUGGAAAGGUCGUGAAAGGCACGGGGAUGAAGAACAAAAUAGGAAGAAAGUGCCAGCAGUCUCUCGUGCAGAUAUUCAAGUGCGACAAGGGAAACAGAAUUGUAAAGAUUUUGGAAGUUAUCAACCAAAUGAACAUUGAAAAGCUCCCGAAGGAAACGAUAAAAACCCUAUUCUACAUUUCAGAUGAAGCUCUUACGAAGCCAGAGAACACAGAAAGACUGGCGCCUGCUGAAAUGAGGAAGCUCUCAGUGGAGGAGAAGGCGAUAAAGAAAGAGGCGCAGCUGCACUUUAUGCCAGAGGAAAUAAAGGCGUGGAAGGGAAUAAACGAGCGGCUGCUGAGGAUAUACCUGCUCAUUCUUACCACAAAGCCGAUUGAAAAGCACUACUACGCGCUGAGCCAGAUGCAGCGGCUUCGAAUACCCGGAAACUUGAAGGAGGGAAUAUUCACGGUAAUAACGCAGAAGGUGGCAGAGCUAAAGGAAAACCUCACACCACGGCGCGCAGCGGUGCUUGCUGUCUGCUACAUGACUCUGCACAUAAUUUUCAAGGAAGAGCUUGACUUUACCUUCCAGAUAGAAGAGAUAGAGAAAAUACCGCUGGAGACACUGCUCGACAUGUCGGAGAAAGAGAUAAAGAUGUUUUAUGCGUCGCUUGAGAAGAUAGAAAAGCACAGGGGAACACCAGGCCUCAUCAAGCUUCUCCUCGCCCGCGGGAUGCACCGCAUAGACCCUCUGCUGGCGGGCACGAUACGGCACCUGAUGCCCCGAGAAGGGCCCAGAGCCCUGGAGAAGAACAGCCCCACAGGAUUCUGGGAGAUCUGUUUGCUGAACUCCAAAAAGUAG
Messenger RNA from Nematocida minor, 1230 nucleotides. RefSeq lists its product as uncharacterized. NCBI's taxonomy places the organism in Eukaryota, Fungi, Microsporidia. The record is from RefSeq and is a predicted model, not a curated record. The transcript has a single exon. Bases 1 to 1230 code for a protein of 409 amino acids.